UUUACAGUCCAAGAGUAAAGAACGUCAGUGGUGCAGGCACCAAACUUCUGGGGAGUUGGAUGAUACGAAAUUAAUUGAAGGAUUAACAGGCGAAAGAACGAUUUAUCGAAGAAGGACGGAAAAAGAACCCGAGUUCGGUACACCACCCUCAAAACCGAAACGUUUAAAAUUAGUGGUGGAUGUUUCCGGUAGCAUGUAUAGAUUUAAUGGUCACGAUGGUCGCCUUGAUCGAGAAAUGGAAGCCUGCGUUAUGGUAAUGGAAGCGUUUAGUGGAUACGAAGGAAAAUUUCAGUACGAUAUCGUUGGUCAUUCCGGCGACGACUAUAACAUAGUUUUCGUAAAGCACACUCAACCGCCGGCAGAUAAUAAACGUAGAUUGGAAAUAAUAAAGACGAUGCACGCGCAUUCGCAAUUUUGCGAGUCCGGUGAUAAUACCUUGCAGGCGACUCAACAUGCGAUCGUAAACUUAGCGAAAGAAGAUGCCGACGAGCGUAUCGUCGUCGUACUCUCGGAUGCCAAUUUUGAUCGUUACGGUAUUCGGCCGGAACAAUUUGCGAAAAUUCUUACUGCGAAUCCAGACGUUAAUGCGUUUGCUAUAUUCAUUGGGUCACUAGGCGAUCAAGCUACCAACUUGACCAAAAGAAUAACGGCAGGACGUGCAUUCGUCUGUAUGGAUCUUAAGGACAUACCGAGAAUACUACAACAAAUAUUUUCUGCUUCUUUGUUAAGUACUACAAGAUGAAGUCAGUGUACAUAUCGUAAAUGUAAAUUAACUUUGUAUUAUUAUAAAAAUAUUUGUAAAGAACUUAAUCAAGGAACAUGGAAACUUUUUUAUAUAGAUUUAUCAUAAAGAUU
Messenger RNA from Ceratina calcarata, 855 nucleotides. Its product is annotated as von Willebrand factor A domain-containing protein 8-like. Gene Ontology annotation, cellular component: cytoplasm. Bases 194 to 742 code for a protein of 182 amino acids. The transcript has 3 exons. NCBI's taxonomy places the organism in Eukaryota, Metazoa, Arthropoda, Insecta, Hymenoptera, Apidae. The record is from RefSeq and is a predicted model, not a curated record.